Chroicocephalus ridibundus (black-headed gull) is the source of this 4130-nucleotide messenger RNA. RefSeq names its product fibronectin type III and SPRY domain containing 2 (gene FSD2). NCBI's taxonomy places the organism in Eukaryota, Metazoa, Chordata, Aves, Charadriiformes, Laridae. The transcript is spliced from 13 exons. Gene Ontology annotation, molecular function: protein binding. Bases 598 to 2961 code for a protein of 787 amino acids. The record is from RefSeq and is a predicted model, not a curated record.
AGUAGCACACUGCUGAAGGACAGCCAGGGCACAUCUAUAUUUGUUCCAUUGCUCACUGCUGGCAUGUGCCCUGGGCAAAGAGGCGGUCUAGGGUUACGGUGAUAAGUCUUCCAACUGCAGUCAUAGGAAAGUGGCAGGGAAUUGCUUUUGUGUGAAUUCAUUUUUACUAGGGGAAAUAAAUGCGAAGUUUGAUGCCAUCUGAGCUAUCAGAAGAAUUUAUGACGUCUUAAGAUAGAAGGCAAGUUUUUAGGUAGUAACAUUCUUUGUUAUGUGUUUUCGAUAAUUGAUGGUCAUGGACUUAAACAUUCUUCACUGUAAUUGUAUCUGUGCCUGUAAACUGAGCAAAAACUGAGCAAUCAUCUGAAAAUCUUAUUUAGGCAGCAGGGUUCCAGACGAGCUUAAUUAUGCUCAUUUUAAUUUAUGUAAUUUAAUUUCAUUUUGGUAGGAAAAAUACUUGUUAAUUCACUUUUCUAGUUAGUAGUAGCUUCUAAAGCAAGCCUUAUUUGUUACAAUUAUGGGGAAAACAGUCUUUGCGGAAGCCAGACAACAUUUUCUGGCUUGAGUCUUGUCAUCUCAAAAGCCUCACUGGGGAUACCAAUGUCAUCCAGAUCUGGCAGUGCGAGAGACUAUGAAACGCAUGACGAGUUGCCUGGUUGUUCAGCUUCCCCACCAGUCCCAGAGCCUAGUGAGACUGAGGCUGGAGGCUUGAUAUUUUAUCACAUGGAUCUUUAUGGAUCAAAGGAGAGGUUUGAUAUCUUUCCUGAAGAGCCAUCUGGUCAAGGAGACAGAUCUCUAGGGGAUAUCAGAAGGGAAUCUGCAUUGAGUAGCGAAAAAUUUCAGUGCUCACAAGAAGCUGGAUAUGACUUGGAAAAGGAGGUUGCAGAGUUGGCUAAGAUGUAUGGACUUGAUGAGGAUAGAGAAAAAGAGCUUGAGCUUCUUGGAGGACAUCGGGAAAUGGUGGAGAGCAGACGUGCACCUGCUCGCACAGAAAAAGCAGGAUCACAAGGCUCCGUAUAUAAUGCAUCAAAAAGCAUCUCUCCGGUGAAAGAUCAAAGUCAAAGCGCAAAGCAACAGGGACUUCAUGGCAAGGCUUCUCACGAUGAAGAUCAGAGCAAAGGCAGAGCAGAGGAUGAGGCUGAGAGCCACACAUGGUCCAGAGAGGGGGUUAGCAGUGGUGGUGUGUCAGAUGAGUGGAGCAGUCAGGCUGUUAGUGAGGAGGAGGAAGAAGCAGCAGAUGUUUUUUGCUCUACCUGCAAGAUCCCAAUCCGAGCUUUUGACAAACUGUUUGGUGAGCACAAGGAUCACGAGGUGGCUCAGCUCCCCAGCGCUGUGGAAAGUGAAAAGGAGGAGAUUCAUAAAAACAUGUGCAAGUUGGAAGAGCAGAUUGCUCAGAUGGAAAACUUCGCCAGUCACUUGGAGGAAAUCUUCAUCACCGUCGAGGAAAACUUUGGGAGGCAGGAGCAGAACUUCGAGGUGCAUUACAACGAUGCGGUGCAAGUGCUUGCUCAGAAGUACGAAGAACAGUUGGAAGCUCUGGGGGAAGAGAAGAGGCAGAAGCUGGAAGCUUUAUAUGGGCAGCUGAUCAGUUGUGGGGAACAUCUCGACACCUGCAAGGAGCUGACAGACGCAACCCAGGAGCUUUACCUGGAAAAUGACAAAGCCACUUUUAUGAAGGCAGCAGUAACCAUGGUUGACAGGCUGGAAGAAUUCUUAAAGAAAGAAGUGGAUUUAGAGCUUUCAACACCGCCAGAGUUUGAAGACCGGGUCAUAGACUUCUCUGAAGUUGAAGAACUAAUGAACUCCAUUAAUACUAUUCCAGCUCCUUGUGCCCCUGUGAUCAACCCGCAGGCUCCCAAUGCAGCCACUGGCACCUCACUGAGAGUUUGCUGGGGCCUCUUCUCAGAUGACACUGUCGAGUGGUACCAACUGUGCUAUAAACCCGUGAGCAAUGAGAGGCGCAGUGACGACCAAACAGACCAUACGCUAAAAGUCAAAGAAACAUACUGCACCAUUACUAAUCUGUUGCCGAAUACACAGUAUGAAUUUUGGGUCAGUGCUUUGAAUGCCUCUGGUAUCAGCCCACCAAGUGAAAGAGCAGUUUAUGUAACAGCUCCUUCACCACCUAUCAUAAAGACUAAAAAGAUCCGAAGCUGUGAAAAUGCAGCACUGGUGUGCUGGGAAUCUAGAGACAUUAACCCUGUGGAUUCCUACAUGGUUGAAUUGUCCAAGCUGACAGAUGAAGAAAAUGGUGAUAUUAUUACUGAAUCUAUUGUUGGGAUUCCUAACUGCGAAGUCCUAAUUCACCUCCAGCCAACACAAAGCUAUCGCAUCUGUGUUAGAGCCCUAAACCUGGGUGGUUCCAGUGAAAGAAGUGAACCUGUCCUGAUCCACACCACAGGUACCUACUUCUGCCUUAAUGAGGACACAGCCCAUCCUUUACUGGCGAUUCUAGAUGAUGGAUUUACAAUUGCAUGCGAUCAACUGGAAAACCCAGAGUGUGAUCUGCCCAUCUAUGAUAACAGCUUUACAAGGUGUAUCGGGAUCCUGGGCAGUCUGAUCCCAUUUCCAGGAAAGCAUUACUGGGAGGUGGACGUUGAGGAAGACACAGAAUACAGGAUCGGUGUGGCUUUUGAGAACACACCGAGACAUGGUUAUCUGGGGGCAAACAACUCCUCCUGGUGCAUGAGGCAUAUCAUCACACCAUCAAGGCACAAGUACGAAUUCCUGCACAGCGGGAUGACGCCAGACAUCAGAAUUACUGUCCCCCCUAGAAGGAUUGGCAUCCUGCUGGACUAUGAGAACUGCAGACUGUCAUUUUUCAAUGCAGACAUUGCCCAGCACCUUUAUGCAUUCAACUCACACUUCCAGCAUUACGUCCACCCCUGCUUUGCUUUGGAAACACCUGGUAUCCUACGGAUACAUACCGGAAUUGCAACACCCCCAUGGACUGCUCUCGCAUAACCUGUGUUCUGCAGAUGCACAUCUACAUGGAACCUGCACUGAGCGAUGCCCUCUCUCAGCAUUAGCUGCUCCAUCAUCCUCCUCCACACUCCUCUCCCAAGAGAGCAAAGCAACCCCGACCCAAACCAGCUGCCAAGCCUGAGCAGGCCUGUUUCUGUCCUCUUAGGCAGGAUCUUGGACCUUGUGACCAUAAUGGUGUGGUGCCAUCAGCAUCCCAGAAAUUCUCCAGUUAGAAAUAGAUACCCAUCCUUCCCAGAAGGGACACUGUCACCAAGCAGCAGUGGCAGCUGGAUCACUGGUUCCCCCAGUACCCAUUUGAUGCCUAGGGAACGCGCCUGUUCCAGAGCAAUCAUUAAUUCAACUCUCGCAUCUGCUGAAGAGCUAAAAAUUCGAAGAAAAAUAAAAAUAGCAGAAGGCAUAUCACGGUACAGCUGCUAGACAGAGCUGAAAACACUCUAACCAUGACGCUGAUCUCACAAUCAAGUAUUCUUGUCACUACAUGAAGAUUGUGACACAAGAUAAUCAAAUACGCCUCCCUUGUGUGUGAACUGUUAGCGCCUACCAUACACACUGAGGCUUUUUGAAAUACCCAAGCAUGCACUACAGUCUCAAAUAUUAAAAGACAUUUUUACAGAAUGCCCAUGCUGCUCAUUCAUUCAUCCAGGGAAAAAACAAAAGACAAACCGAGGCCUUUUGCAGUGCUUGACUUGACCAUAUAGAGAAAUCUAAAUAAUUUCUAGCUAAAAUGCUUUUUUAGCUUGUUCUUUUUGGCCAUGCUCACCUCCACUUGGGUGUAUCCUCCACGCUCACAGAUCUGUUCUCCCCCUCAGCACUGAAGACCUCUCACCCCUGAUGCUGUGCCCUUGAAGCUCUGGGUGUCCACUGGGGGCUGGAAAUGACUCUGGCCCAGCACUUGUUUAGGCUUCAUUUCCAGACAUCAGGCAAUGAGACGGGCACUGCCUGUCAAGCAGGCUUGUCUAGCUCUAAACGGCCUCACUCGUGUAUGUCAAAACUACCCAAAUUCAAUCACGAGUCAUUAACAGAGAAGCUUUUCCACAGAUUUAUUGUACAUUCAUUACAAAAAAUCACUGGUUCAAGUUUCCAUCCUAGGGGAUUGUCAGGAACAGGCAGCAGCCUCUACAAUAUUCAGGGUCCCAACAAACAGAGCC